AGGACGGCGAGGUCACCGUGAACGAUGUGGACAAGCAGUUCUUCCGACCCAAGAAGGGAGACGACAUCAGUGUGGAAAGGGCCAUGGCUGUGGCCUGUAUGAUGGGGGAGUGCGCCGGCGCCGGCAUGUACCCGACAAAGGAGGAGCUGGUGUACUGGCGAGCUGUUUAUGAGGGCAUGGAGCGCAAUGAUGCUGAGUCAGGUGAAAAGCACGACCCCAUGGUUGUGUUCAAGACCAAGACCAACUACAACUACUGCGCCACCGAGCACCUGAAGGCCUGCUCCUCCAAGAGGGGGGAGUUGUCUGGAUCAAAGGGGAUCCGGGGCGUGUUUGAGUCUAACACAAGCUUCAACCUAUCAAGGGCAAAGACCGUGGAAGAUGUCUGGAAGAAAGACGACUGCUCGCUCACAGCCGAGCAGCUCGUGUGGACUUGCCUCGUGGUCAAAUUGUUCCUCGUGAACAAGUCAUUCGACCACAACGACCAGGUCAACGCAGACGACAUGGAUGACUUGGCGGAAGUGGUGCUUGACGAGUUCUCAAAGGCGAAGAGCGCCAAGAAGCCCAUGAAGGUGAAGGUGCUCCCUCUGGACAAGACGGUGGACCUUGCGCUCCUGACGGCGGCGUACCUGACGGAAGGCAUGGCCUGCAUUGGCAGUAAGGGCCGCCUGCGCCAGGAGAGGAAGAAGAGGCCCAGUGCUAGGGAGAAGCGCAACCGUGCUCCUUACGAGGCCGUGAACCGGAUGGUUUCCGAGGAGCCUGAAGAAGCGGCGGAGGCGGAAGCCCCAACACAGGAAGUGCCGCCUUAG
Molecule: messenger RNA, 806 nt
Organism: Klebsormidium nitens
Lineage: Eukaryota; Viridiplantae; Streptophyta; Klebsormidiophyceae; Klebsormidiales; Klebsormidiaceae
Source: the annotation of a GenBank genome assembly